ACGAGGCUACUUACCUCGAGGUCUCGACCAUCUGCUUGUUGAACGGGAACGAAGGYGUCGCUUAGUGGUCGCCAUUUUUUACCAGAAAAGAGUACAAAACAACCCUUUUACCGUGGUAUAGUGUCCAUAAUACAGUAAAACAACCAUGAGUGAUCAAGGCUAUUCCUCAGGGUAUGGCCAGAGAGGUGGUGCUUAUGGAGGUUCUGCUUCUACAGGAUACUCUUCUCAGAGCUAUGGCCAAGGUUAUCAGCAAGACACACAAGGUUACCAGUCAUCUGGCUAUGGAGCCGCAGCACAACAGAAUACAUAUAUGCAGGGUAGUACCUCCAAUACGUCACAAAGUAGUUAUCAAGAUGGAGGCAGUAGUUAUCAGUCUGGUGGAUAUUCAUCUGCUCCUACUGCCUCAUCUGGAAGUGGAGGAUACCAACCGCCAUCCCAGUCAAGUUACUACCAAACUCCUUCCUCAAAUUACCAACAGUCUUCCCAGAGUAGCUAUGGCUCACAAGGUGCAGCAGGAGGAGGAGGCACAAGUGGAUAUGGUAGUAGUGACAGAAGUGGUGGAUAUAGUUCGGCGUCAAGAUACUCUGGUGGAGGUGGUGGUGGUGGCGGUUAUGGUGGUGGCGGCAGCAGUGGUGGUGGAUAUAGAGGAGGUGGCCGUGGUGGUGGCAGACAAGAUCGGGGCGGUGGAUACUCAAACGGUUCAGGUUAUGGUGGAUCAGACAGUGGUGGGCCUCAAGAGAAACAGUACUCUCAGGAUACUAUCUUUGUGUCUAAUGUGAACAAAGAUGCCAAUGAAGAAGACCUGAAGAAUUUAUUUGGAGCUAUUGGAAUCAUUAAGUAUGACAAAAAAAAUGAUAGACCGAAGAUAUGGAUUUACAAGCAUCCAGAUGGUGUUUCUAAGGGAGAAUGUACCAUUACAUAUGAUGAUCCACCCACAGCUACAGCAGCUAUUGAAUGGUUUAAUGGCAAAGAAUUCAUGGGACAGAACAUCAAAGUUGAAUUAGCAGAAGCCAGGACUCCUAAAUUCUUCCAAAGGGGAGGAGGCAGAGGUGGAGGUCGUGGUGGGGGACGAGGAGGAGGUGAUCGUGGGUAUGGUGGUGGCCGUGGCAGCCGUGGUGGUGGUGGUGAUAGAGGAGGAGGAGAUGGUAGAUCUGGUGACUGGGAUUGUCCAUCAUGCGGUAAUAUGAACUUUGCCAGAAGAGACACCUGUAAUCGCUGCCAUGAAUCAAGACCUGGUGAUGCUGGAGGUGGCAGCUCAGGUGGAUAUGGUGGAGGCCGAGGACGUGGUGGAGGUGGAAGAGGAGGUGGUGGACGUGGUGGAGGUGGAUACGGUGGAGGACGAGGAGGAGGACGAGGUGGUGGUGGAGGACGAGGAUUUGAUAGACAAGGGGCACGUCAAGACAGAAGAGAUCGCCCUUACUAAAAACACAACAGCUACAUCAAGAAUCUGUGGUCAACCAGUAAUGCCAAUACAAGAGUAAACCUUAGAAGUGCCACUGCACACAUGAUUGUUCAUCCAGUAUACAUACUAUACUGGAGCUCAUAAUAACAGCCAACACCCAUAUCCUCUACCAUCCAGUACCCCCUUGGUUCAGACAUGUUUGGAUGCCAUGUUGUAAAAUAGAAGCAAAGUCAUAGCUUGCGUUUAAUAUUAUACAUUCUUUGUUUGAAAUAUAUUUCGUGUUUACGAUUUUUUCUCUAACUUUCUUGGCUUAAUUUUAAUCAUUAGUACACUUAACACCAUGUUUUAUAUUUUUUAGUUUGUUUUGUUUAUUAACAUCAAAGCAAUAAAAUUCGUUUAGUAACACCUAACCACUACAUGACAUUUGCUGUCACAGUGUAACCAUCGAUAUCGAUGCACUUUUUCAACACUUAAGUUUUCAGUUAUAUUUACUCAUUAAAAUGCACAUCCAA
Messenger RNA from Actinia tenebrosa (Australian red waratah sea anemone), 1914 nucleotides. RefSeq lists its product as uncharacterized. The record is from RefSeq and is a predicted model, not a curated record. NCBI's taxonomy places the organism in Eukaryota, Metazoa, Cnidaria, Anthozoa, Actiniaria, Actiniidae. Gene Ontology annotation, molecular function: RNA binding. Gene Ontology annotation, biological process: regulation of DNA-templated transcription.